This is a messenger RNA of Chenopodium quinoa (quinoa), 843 nucleotides long. RefSeq lists its product as uncharacterized. NCBI's taxonomy places the organism in Eukaryota, Viridiplantae, Streptophyta, Magnoliopsida, Caryophyllales, Amaranthaceae. The transcript has a single exon. The record is from RefSeq and is a predicted model, not a curated record. Bases 1 to 843 code for a protein of 280 amino acids.
AUGAGGACAAUAGUAGAUCGUGAAUGGAUGUAUGAAAGGGUUAAUGGGAAAUUUUUCAGUUCUACCUAUGUAAAAAAAGUCGACGAGUUUAAUGAAUUUGCUUGUAAGCAAGACAAUGUCAUGAUUGAUGGACUAUUGAAGUUUCCAUGUGCAAAAUGUCGUAAUGUUCCUUAUAUGAAUCCCGAUGAAGUAAAAUUCCAUCUCUAUCAAAAUGGGUUCCGUCCUAAUUACCACACAUGGACUUUUCACGGAGAAGAUGAUUUUGACAUUAACAUUCCACAUAGUGGUUACGCUUCAACCGAAGAAGUAUCAAACCCAUAUAAGAGCAUGGUUACAGAUGCAUUUGGACCUAAUUACCAGUUGGAGUAUUCAUUAGAAGGAUCAUAUGAUGUUGAAGAACCAAUUCCCGAGUUCAAAAAGUUCAUUAUCGUGCUCAAAGCUGUUGAGAAACCUUUAUAUGAUGGCUGUAAAUUGUCUAUGUUAUCCGUUGCUGCAAGGAUAACUAACUUGAAAUGCGAGUACAACAUGCCGCACAAAGCCAUCGAUUGUGUUGCUUCGUUGAUCAAGGAUAUUUGUCCAGAAGUUAAUAACAUGACUGAGACCUUUUAUAGAACUCGAAAAUUAAUUGCUUGGCUAGAGCUACCUCACCAUAAGAUAGAUGUAUGUCCUAAUGGGUGUAUGUUAUUUUUGAAGGAGAAUAGUGAUCUUGAAAAAUGUCUGACUUGUAAAGUAAACCGCUACAAGACUUCAAGAUCAAAAAGCAAAAAAAGUCCUAGAAAAGUGUUGUUCUACCUUCCCAUUGCUCCGAGGUUGCAAAGAUUAUAUGCAACAAAGUCUACAUAG